ACGGAGAAAAUGAAACCAUCCAGGACGAAGAAGGAGAAUGCUCCAAAUUUGUUAAUAGAAAUAAUAAUUUUGAAGUUAAAAACAGAGAUAAAAAGGAUAUCUAUAAUACAGAAAUGUUUGAAUUUUGA
Dentiscutata erythropus is the source of this 128-nucleotide messenger RNA. The record is from the annotation of a GenBank genome assembly. NCBI's taxonomy places the organism in Eukaryota, Fungi, Glomeromycota, Glomeromycetes, Diversisporales, Gigasporaceae.